AUGGUUGGGGGCCAGGGGAGGGUUUUGGACAGAGCUUAUAAAGGAUGCGUGCCCCACUCGAGCGACCCCAAAUCAGCCAUCUCAGCCCAGCACCCAUCUACCAAGCAAGUAAACCGUCCUCCACCGCCAGGGAGUGGCAUCUUCGUCGCCAUCGGGAAUCGCGCAAGGCACAGAAGGGUCGCGCCCAUUCUGCCUGUCAUGAUGGCGGAGGAGUCUGGCAUCGACCGAACUGCCGCGGCCAGAACGGCAGACCGCCGCAGGCUCAGCGGCCGCGUGGGGAUACCCAGCAUGGUUGACCUUCCCCUGGUCACGCGGCCCGUGAGCGGGGACUGGCAUGGCGGUCUGCGGGAAGGUAGGGGCGGCGUGAGACCGCUCAUGGCACAGCAUCCGGACCCCGAGGCCCGGUGCGGGCCAUGGAGGCGGGAUGGUGGGGCACCCGGGGACGACGCCGGCUUGGCGCGCUGGCGCGGUCAGAACGGAAGGGCCCCCUACUGGAGAGGCUCCUGCGAACCGAGAGGCGGCGGUGGCCGGGGCAGGGGCAGAGGGUGGCGCGAAGCCGCCGAGGUCCGGGAGGGCCGGCCGCAACGUCCGGAGGGCCGAGCUGAGCUAGAUCUUGUUAGGGGGCGGGCCGGCAGCCAGCCUAGGCGCGGAGGGUCGCGCGUCCAGCACGGAGAGAGCGACGGUAGGGGUCGGCGGAACAGCUCGUCCGUGCCGCGAGAGCCACAGGCCGAGCUGGAGGAGCGUCCCCUGAGCUUCAAGGCCCUAGAGGCAUUUCUGGAGGUGGAGCCGUGGGAGAUUGCACUGCGCCUGAGCACGCCACGCUCGGGUCUGAGGCCGCUGCUCAAGUUGGAGGACAUCCGGAAGGAUUUUCUGGAACUGCUUAUCAGGGUCGUCGGCAGGGCCAGCACGUCCAAAACCAACCGAGAGAGCCACCAUUGCCUCGUGGGACUCGUGAAGGACUCCAAGUUCUUGAAGCUCGUGCUGCCCAUUUUCAUCACCUCCAUGCCGGAGGAGAGCUCACGGGCGCGCACCGCCCUCUACCCGGUGCUGGUCUCCUCCAUGCUGGACAUAGCCAGCGCGCUGCUCGCCGUCUUCCCCAAUAGCUCCAUCGCUGAGGCGUCGUUGCUGCUCACGCUGCUCAACGCCACCGUGACGGCGCUGUGCCACGGCGGCGAUCGCUCCCUCGAGGAUUCCGAGGGGCGGCUGCGGGACCUGCAGCGGCAGGUGCAGGCGCGGCAGGAGCGGCGACGCGAGGGCUUGGCCAUCGCGCAUGGCCUGGACUCGCAACCGCCCGAGAACUUCCGGGAGCUGCCACUCUACCCGUCGUACGCCGACAUCCGCCCUGACCGCAAGCCCUUCGUGCGGCCCAACAUCGUGUGCGGGCGCUACCCGGACGCGGCCACCUACCUGGAUGUGCAGUUCCGGCUGUUGCGUGAGGACUUCAUGAGGCCGCUGCGUGAGGGCAUUGCUGAGGUGCUGGGCGCGACGGCCGUGGGCGGUGCGCGUGCCUUCCACGGCCGCUUCAACGACGUGCGCGUGUACCCGGGUGCGAGCGUGGUGGCGCCCAUCUGCACGCCGCAGGGCCUGGUACACAGCGUGCGCUUUGACGCGGCGGCACUGCGCAACGUGCGCUGGGAGAACUCCAAGCGGCUGCUGUUCGGCUCGCUUGUGUGCCUGUCAAGCGACGGCUUUGCCACCAUGCUCUUUGGCACGGUGGCCGAGCGCUCCGCUGAGGACCUGCGCAGGGGCUUCGUCUGCGUGGCGUUCGCGCCCGAGAGCAGGGGGUUGCUGCGGGCCAUCGGGCCGCGCGAGUGCUUCCUCAUGGCCGAGAGCACGUCGUACUUCGAGGCGUUCCGCUACGUCCUGGAGGGCCUCAAGGAGGUGGACGAGAACGAGCUGCCCUUCAGCCGCUACCUGGUGGACUGCGAGAAGGUGGUGGAGGCGCCCUGGUAUCUUAGGGAUCCGCUGCUGGCGCGGAGCCCCAGCUACGACUUCUCGUGCCUGCUGCUGGAUCACCACGCGACGGCCCAGGUGCAGGUCGUGGCCCCCGCUCUGCGGCCCAAGUGGUGGCCCACCAAGGAGGAAAUGGGGCUCGAUGAGUCUCAGAUGGAGGCCCUGGUGGUCGCCGUGACCCAGGAGCUCUCCAUCAUCCAGGGACCGCCCGGCACUGGAAAGACCUACGUGGGCCUCAAGAUUGCCGAGCUGCUGCUGAACAACAAGGCUGCGUGGAACCAAGUUGACCCGGGUCCCAUCUUGGUCGUCUGCUACACCAACCACGCCCUGGACCAGUUCCUCGAAGGAAUCACAAAGAUGUUGUCCACGGACGGCGUGGUGCGAGUGGGCGGCCGCUGCUCACGAGAUUCCCUGGAGAGCUGCACGCUGAGGAAGCUGCGCAUGAAGCAUCGCGACGACAAGCCGGCGUACCUCCGCAGACUCUUCUACGAGGUGAAGACCGAGAUGGCCCAAUGCCAGCAGAUGCUGGAAAAAAAGACGGCGCAGCUGAUGGCCACUCACUUGGGCAUCCUCAGAGACUCGGUGCUGAUGUGCCAUGUCGACAGAGAGCACUGGGAGCAGCUGGAGCAGGUCGUGAAGCAGUGCAUGAAGCAGAUGGUGAUGGGAAGCAAGCGCGUGUCAUACAUCAUGGAGUGGCUCGGCCUCGGAUUCUCAGAGAUCGGAGCGCAGCAACUCCCAGGCAUGCACGGAGGGGCACAGCCAGGACAAGAUGAGGAGGAGCUGGAGGAUUUGCUGGAGGAGCUGGAGGAGGAGCUGGAGGAAGAGCUGGUGGGGAACCGCAUGAUAGAAGAGGACCGCACGCAGCACGAGAAGAUUGCGGAGCGGCGCCGCGCCAUGAACGAGCUCCACCGACAGUUCGUCGCCUUCAGCGUCGAGGACCGUGGGGCUGGAGAGGAGGGGGAGGGGGAGGAGGAGGGGGGCAGGUGGCAGAGCACCAUGAGCAAGCGGAACAUGAAAAGGAUGGUGACGAGCGAGCUGAAAAAGGCGGCCUUCACGUCUGACGAGGAGGAGAAACAAGUCCAGAACGUCUGGCACCUGGCGAUGGCAGAGCGGUGGCGUUUGUACCGGCUGUGGGUGACCAGGUACCAGACGAGCAUCCGGGACACGAUCGCGGCCGAGGAGGACCGGUACCAGAGGCUGGCGGACCAACUGUCAGAGGUGCGGGACGAAGAGGACCACGGCAUCCUGAAGGAGGCCACUGUCAUCGGCAUGACCACGACAGGGGCCGCCAAGUUCCGGGGAAUCCUGCAGAAGGUGCGGCCCAAGAUCGUCAUCGUGGAGGAAGCGGCCGAGGUCCUGGAAGCUCACAUCAUCACCACGCUGAGUAGCGCCUGCAAGCAUCUCAUCCUCAUUGGGGAUCAUCAGCAGCUGCGGCCGAGCGCCAGUGUGUACGAGCUUGCCAAGCGCUACAACCUGGAGGUGUCGCUCUUUGAGCGCCUCGUCAAGAACAGCGUCCCCUUCGCCCGGCUUAGCAUCCAGCACCGCAUGCGGCCGGAGAUCGCGAAGCUGCUGGUGCCGCACAUUUACGAUCGUCUGGAGAACCACCCGUCCGUCCUGGAGUACGAGAACGUGAAGGGCGUCGCCACGAACCUGUACUUCGUGCAGCACUCUCACGCGGAGGUGGAGGUGAAGGACACCAAGAGCCGGCAGAACCUGCACGAGGCGGACUUCGUGGUCGCGCUCUGCAAGCACCUUCUGCUGCAGGGCUAUGCGCAGGAGCGCAUCACCGUGCUCACCACCUACACGGGCCAGCUGCUGGCGCUGCGCAAGCGCUUGCCGCGCGAUCGCUACGGCGGCGUGCGCGUGUGCGUCGUGGACAAGUACCAGGGCGAGGAGAACGACCUGGUGCUGUUGUCCCUCGUGCGCAGCAACGCCCUGGGCCAGACGGGCUUCCUAAACAUCGACAACCGCGUGUGCGUGGCGCUGUCGCGCGCGCGCAUCGGCUUCUUCAUCGUGGGCGACGCAACGAUGCUGUCGGCGGUGCCCCUCUGGAAAAGCGUGAUCGGCGAGCUGCGCGCCGGCGGGCGCAUCGGCCCCGCGCUCAUGCUGCGCUGCCAAAACCACCCGGAGCGCGAGGCAGCGGUGGUGACCGCCAAGGACUUUGCACGGGCACCCGAGGGUGGAUGCGAGCUGCUGUGCGAGUUCCGGCUGGACUGCGGGCACGUGUGCACACGCAGCUGCCACGCGGAGGACCCCGAGCACAAGAAGUUCGAGUGCCAGAAGCCGUGCAGCCGCACGAUCUGCGAGCUCGGGCACCGGUGCCGCAAGGUUUGCCACGAACAGUGCGGGAAGUGCACGGAGCUCGUGGCCAAGACGAUGGCGGCGUGCGGGCACGAGCAGAUGAUGCAGUGUCACGUAGACACAGCGCGCUUCUCCUGCCGGGUGCCGUGCCCAAAGCCGCAGGCGUGCGGCCACGCAUGCCCCCGUCCCUGCGGCCAGGAUUGCCCAGCCUCGUGCGCGGUGCUGGUGAAAGAGAGGCAGGCGUGCGGGCACGAGUGUGACGUGCCGUGCGGUCGCAGGCACGAGCCUAGGCCGUGCCAGGCACGCUGCCAGACGGCGCUGGCUUGUGGCCACGCGUGCCACGGGAACUGCCGGUGGUGCAAGAACGGGCGGUGGCAUGCAGCGUGCGGGGAAGCGUGCGAGCGCUCGCUGCCCUGCUCGCACCAGUGCACCGCGCCAUGCGCGGCGCGUGGCUGCCCCCCGUGCGCGCUGCGCUGCCGUAACCGCUGCGUGCACAGCGCGUGCGCGCGGCCGUGCGGCCAGCCGUGCAUGCCGUGUGCCGAACCGUGCGAGUGGCGCUGCGAGCACCACAUUUGCCGGCGACUGUGCUACGAGGAAUGCGACCGCCCGCGCUGCGACAAGCCUUGCCGCCGCCGCCUGCCGUGCGGCCACGCGUGCGUGGGCUACUGCGGGGAGCCGUGCCCCUCCAAGUGCCGCAUUUGCCACGCCGCCGAGGUCACUGAGAUAUUCUUCGGGAACGAGGACGAGCCGUCCGCGCGCUUCGUCGAGCUGGAGGACUGCGAGCACCUCGUCGAGGGCACGGGACUCGACCGGUGGAUGGAGACCAGCGACGACGGCGGCGGCGGGGGCGCGGACGACGGCGGAGAGACGCCCGUUGUCGUGAAGCUCAAGGAGUGCCCCAAGUGCAAGACGCCGAUCCGGCGGAACCUGCGCUACGGCAACAUCAUCAAGCGCACGCUCGGGGACAUCGAGGCCGUGAAGCGCAAGCUGUGGGGCAGCGACGAGGAGAUCGCGCAGGCGAAGAACCGCGUGCGGGAGAUCCUUGCGAAGGUGAACCCCAAACCGCUGCCCGCGUCGCCGCUGCGCGCGAUGCUCAACUUCCGCUACCUGCUCCUCAGGGACAGGACGACGGUGUCCGAGUGGAAUAUCCCGACGAAUUUUCUGAGUGCGCUGCUGGCGGGAGAGCUAAACCUCCUGCAGGUGAACACUCUGGAGAACAAAGCCACGCUACUGGCGGACAUCGCCAAGCUGAGGCCGGAGCUGUCGAAGAUCAGUACAGAGAGGACGGAGGUAGUCAAGGAUGCCCUCGACAAGCUGGUGGAGUGGAUGUGCGAGCAGCAGAUGGCCGGGCUGACGGAGCAGCAGCUGCAGGACCUGCAGACAGAGACGCUGCGUCUGAGCUUCCUCAUCAAGGUGCAGGCGGGCAUGAGCGUCGCCAGUAGUGUGGCCAAGGUGUCCGACGCAGCAAUUGCGAUCAGCGAAGAGAUCAUGAAAACUCUCACGAACAAGCGGAGGUUCGGGCCCGAGCAGGAGAAGGAGGUGCGCCGGCUCGCCGAGAGCCUCCAGGAGAAGCUGCCCAAGAGCGGCCUCGGCAUCUCGGACUCGGAGCGCGCGUCCAUCGUGAAGGCCAUCGGCCUGAAGCCAGGCCACUGGUACAAGUGCCCCCGCGGCCACGUGUACGCUAUCGGUGAGUGUGGCGGCGCCAUGGAGAAAGGAACGUGCCCCGAGUGCGGCGAGCAAAUUGGCGGGGAGCACCACAGCCUGCAGGCCGGCAACGCGGUCGCCACGGAGAUGGAUGGCGCGCGGCACGCCGCCUGGUCGGACACCGCCAACAACAUGUUCAACUACGACCAGCUGCCCGAUUUUGUGUGACGCGUCACGGGACCAGGAACUGCGGUGUAGAGCCGGCGUACGGGAGGUGGGGGGGUCGGGUAAACUCGCCGAUGCGUGUUCGUUGUGGUCGUACAGCGUAAAGGCCGUAAUUAAAAUAUAUUUUGGAGGGAACACAUCCCCCCCAAUAUUCAAAUAUGCUAAAAAUAUCCCCCCCAAUAUAUUGAAGCCGAUUCUCGACUGCUGUGGGUAGGUACAAUCAAUGUCAAACACUGUACUGUCUCUCCAUUUCAUUCCUUUAAAAUGUAUUAAAAAGUGGAAAACUAGAAUGUAAUGAGUGUUACAUAGGCUACAUCACUAUCGAGUGGAAACAAACGUUUUUAGUGAAAACGGGCCAAUGUCCGAUUGCCAAUCAACCAUCACUAACGUCAGCUAUCAUAGUUAAGUAAAUUACUUGGAAAGUUGAUUAGCCACACAUUCACCCAACGACCAACAAUGGCGCUCACGGGCGUAUUCAACUAACGUGAAUGUCUUUAUUACGCUAUAUUUGUCAGAAAGCCCAUGUGAAGUCGGAGUAAAGUGUCAAUCAUGUAUGUUUCGCUGCAUGUGUAAUAUACAUUUGUAGACAGUAGCUUUCAUUUAUUGCAUAUUCGUAUAGUAUAGUGUAUAGCUAUACUUGCUUAUGUGUUUCUUUGAUUAAAGUGCAAGCAGUUUUAUAACAUUCAGCUUCCAUUCACAGUGAGUGUCAUCAUGAGCAAUUGGAAGGGUGGCAGUGACAUUCGUCAGUUUUUGGGCUGCUUCAGAAAAGAAGAAAAGUAAGUUGAGAGAAGUGAGAAAAUGAGUACCAGUCAGAUUAUAGUGGGUUUGACUGAAGCGCACACUCAACUUGGAGGCAACACUUUAUUAACGCAUAACAACCAACUGGAGCAUUAUACGCAGGGUGGUGAUCACCGUUCCUAAUCUCACUAACACUCGGGGAAUACUACACAGCAUGACCCGGGCAGGUAACGGGCUGCCGGCUCUAAAGAAAGUUAUCUCUGGUGUGGACCAAUCCGUGUCAAAGACAAUGCAUAAAUUAUCAGAGUAUUGUUUUUUGUUUGCAUUUGACUGCAAGUAUUGUAGUUAAUGUAAGCAUGAUUCCCUGCAAAAGGUGUCAGUUUUGUUGCCAGAAAAAAAGGGGAAAAAUCCUAUUAGUAUAUUUUGGUACUGGCAAAGGAGGUCCCAUGAUGUAAACCACUUUGUUGAGCUAUUAUUUGUUGCCAAGUUGCUUCUGAAAAAGAGCUACAUAGCUCGGUGUGCUUUAUUGAAGUGUUGCUUGCCUAGUGUUUAAAAUGCACAUUUUAUGACGUUAAGAAAAAGGGCUUGUUGGCAUGCGGGAGUGUGGUGUUGUUAAUCUCACACUUUCUGUGCUGUGUUGAGGGAAAUGGUAUCAUGGCUACAGAGGACUGGAAUAGCAAAACAGCCAAAAAAUGUGAAAUAACUGAAAAGUACAUGGCCAGCUGCUUCACAGGGUGCCUUAAAGACCCCUUGGUGGUGUUUUUGUUCGGAACAGAGCCAGGCCAUGCGUAAUGGGCACAUUUUUACUAAUUUAGCUGCACAUUUACGUUAUUUGGUGAAACCGCAGAGCAACAUCACCCCCCGUACUGGCAAACUUUACCCAUCCGUAAAACGUGGGCGCCUUCGUGGUGGCUAUGCAAAUGGCGCAGAUGCCGAUAACGAAUGUACGCGCUGUUAUAUUGCAUUAUUUUGCAGUAACUCGACCAGCGAUGGCACAGGGGUCGGUAACCAAAAUAAUAAGGGCCAUUUUUUUCCCAAUUUGGUAAAAAAAAAAAACUAAAUAUUUCACGAGCCGCACAGCAGUCCUUGAAGAACCGCAUGCGGCUCCGGAGUUGCAGGUUGCCGACCCCUGAGCUCGCACUUGUUCAAAGCAAAUUGACGUCAGUGCCUUCGGAGAUGUUGCGCUUUUUGGGGUUGUAUUAUUUCAUUGUUUGCAAAAAAAAUUAACGCCGUAGGUUUUCGUAGCUGAUUUUAAUCCCAAAUGCUUUUCCGGGUUGUUUUUUUCCGGACGGGUCUGCGUGUCGAGGAAUUUCUUCUCUUAAAGCUUCCGCCAUGCACUACUGUGCAAACUCAACACACAGACCAACCGGGAAAUCCACAGUUCGCAAACUGGUUUAAUAAAAUUGCUAAAUCUCACAUUGAGCCUAUUAGUGUCACUUAAUAUAUGCAUACUGUAUGUGCACCGUAUAACUAUGCAUGUAUGUUGAACCUCUUUUCGUACCGUACGUAGCCAACUGUGCUGAUCAGAGGUGCGGGGGAAGGACAAUAAAAUAAACACUA
Messenger RNA from Lethenteron reissneri (Far Eastern brook lamprey), 8421 nucleotides. Its product is annotated as NFX1-type zinc finger-containing protein 1-like. Gene Ontology annotation, molecular function: zinc ion binding; helicase activity. Gene Ontology annotation, cellular component: nuclear RNA-directed RNA polymerase complex; nucleus. The record is from RefSeq and is a predicted model, not a curated record. NCBI's taxonomy places the organism in Eukaryota, Metazoa, Chordata, Hyperoartia, Petromyzontiformes, Petromyzontidae. Gene Ontology annotation, biological process: regulatory ncRNA-mediated heterochromatin formation.